Perca fluviatilis (European perch) is the source of this 1234-nucleotide messenger RNA. RefSeq names its product GTPase IMAP family member 9-like. The transcript is spliced from 3 exons. Gene Ontology annotation, molecular function: GTP binding. The record is from RefSeq and is a predicted model, not a curated record. The coding region runs from base 140 to 1078 and encodes 312 amino acids. Lineage: Eukaryota; Metazoa; Chordata; Actinopteri; Perciformes; Percidae.
GUUUAACUGGUUCAGCAUGACGUUUGAAAAGUGGGUGUAAUCUCAUUGUCGUGCUACAAAAUAAUCUCUCCACCUCUCUAUAUGUCAACUAUUAGACAACUGAGGAGACACUCUUUGAACAGGGAUCACAGUUACAGAUAUGUUGCGAGGAAAAGCUUGGAUCCCAGGUUUCACUCUGCUAGUGCUGGUCACAUUAUGUUGUGAAACUGCUCACUGUCAACAUGAACACAAAGACGCACAUGUGGAAGACCUGAGACUCAUUCUGGUUGGAAAAACUGGAUCAGGAAAGAGUGCUUCUCGAAACACCAUCCUGAGGAGAGAAAAUGCCUUUAAAAAGGAAAUGUCACCUGAAUCUGUGACUAGAGGCUGUCACAGAGAAGAGGUAAAGGAUGGUGAGAGGAACAUUGUUGUCAUUGACACCCCAGGGCUGUUUGACACUAACAAAACACCAGAAGAAGUGAAAGUAAAAAUUGAGGAGUGUAUUGACCUGUCAGUUCCUGGGCCCCAUGCUUUUCUGUUAGUGAUCAGUCUGAAGGCAAGAUUCACUGAUGAGGAGAAGGAGGCUGUGAAGUGGAUCCAGGAUAAUUUUGGCUUUGAUUCUUCCAUGUAUACCAUUGUCCUGUUCACACAUGCUGACUUACUGGAAGGUAAAUCUGUGGCUAACUAUGUGGCAGAGAGCGAAAAUCUACGAAGACUGAUAAACCAGUGUGGAGGAAGAUACCAUUCACUCAUCAAUGACAAGAGACAAAGCAGAAUCCAGGUCAAAGAACUUCUAGGUAAGAUAGAGACAAUGGUGAAUUCCAAUGGAGGAAAACACUACACCAAUGAGAUGUACCAGAGAGCACAGAAGAAACUUGAAGAAGAGAGGAAAAAGAGGGAAGAGGAGGAAAAACGAAGAAUAAAGGAAGAGGAAGAGCGGAUCAGAGAGGAGGAGAAAAAGAUUGCUUGGUGUAAAAUGACGGCUAUGGCUUCCCUGACAUCGUUUCUCCGAGGAAUGUUAAUGUCAUCAAAUGUUCUUAUGUCACUAGGUGGAGCAGUUAUGACUCAGGGUUAUAAUUGCACAGAUGUGAUUUUUUAGCUGUGUGACCUGUGACCAAAAGAAAACAUUGAAGAGGGAAUUAAUGAUUAUAAAUCCUGUUAACUAAAUCUUACAUUGAAAUAUCAGUGUCCGUGCUUUAUGUGAUUGUGCGGGCUAAAAACAUUUCUCAAUAAAGUCUGAUUGUCAGUUUACUUC